This is a messenger RNA of Entamoeba invadens IP1, 1962 nucleotides long. Its product is annotated as F-box/LRR-repeat protein, putative. The transcript has a single exon. The record is from RefSeq and is a predicted model, not a curated record. Gene Ontology annotation, molecular function: protein binding. Gene Ontology annotation, biological process: SCF-dependent proteasomal ubiquitin-dependent protein catabolic process. The coding region runs from base 1 to 1962 and encodes 653 amino acids. Gene Ontology annotation, cellular component: SCF ubiquitin ligase complex. NCBI's taxonomy places the organism in Eukaryota, Evosea, Mastigamoebida, Endamoebidae.
AUGUUUAACUGGUUAUUUGGUACCAAGCCUUCACAACCUGCUGUUGCAUCACCUCGUGUCGUUCGUCCGAACACCAAAGACGUCGAGUUGGCGACGUAUCAUGAGAACUGGUCGAUCAACAACUUCACAGAAAAAGACUUCAAACGGAUAUUUAAAAGCCUUUCAUUUCCGGACCUCCUCUCGUGUCGUCUAGUGUGUAAAAAGUGGAGGGACAUCUUAACAGAGACACAGUCAGUCAUAUUGACCGAACCAAAUACGGCUGUCGCAAAGGUCUUUCCUAAUAUCAAAAGUCUUUCUAUCGACCCAAGUGCACGAACUAAUGCGGCAGAUUUAGUGGCUCAUUUGCCUUCUUUGACAUCACUUCGAUGUCCUGUAUUGAAGAUUGAAGAGACAACACUUGCUGCAAUGACCAAUUUAAAAGUGUUGGAUUGUCCUAUGGUGAAGGCUCCAUUUGGUGUUGAGUGCUUGUCAACAAAAUCAAUCGACAAUUUGGGCUCGUUCAAGAACUUGACUGCUCUGACUUUGAUUGGGAUCAGCGAUAAGGACCUCCCAGUGAUCGGGAAAUUGUCUGCGCUGGAAUCUCUUAGUAUCUCAUCAAAGAACUUUACUGGGAAAAUAGAUUCUUUGGUAGAUGUGAGUAAAUUGGUCAACUUAGAAAUCUCUAAAGCGUCGCUUGUGCCCGAGUUCUUCUAUAAUUUGUACCUCUUCCCACAUUUGGAGUUCAUUGGAUUCAUUAAGUGCACACUUCCAGUCUCGCGGAUCAAUCCGCAGACUCCAUUGUCUCAAUUGGGUCCUUCUGAUGGGUUUAUAUUUAUCAUUGGGUGCAAUUCACUGCGAUAUUUGUACUUGAAUGAAAGUGAAAUCACUGAGUACCACAUCGAAGUGAUCUCUCGUAUGGAGGAGUUGAUUGGGUUAUCACUCAAGGGGUGUAAAACACUUGGAGACUACAUGCUGAAUUCAUUCAAGAACGCGCCUUUGUUAGACUCAUUGGAGGAAUUAAAUAUCUCUGAGACUAUGGUCACACAUAUUGGACUUCAAAUAAUCAGUCGAUUUGAAUUCCUUCGAGUGCUCGACAUAUCAAAAUGUGACGGCAUCAAGUUACUUUCACCGAUCAAUGACUUGGAGAAUUUGGAAGUUCUAAGGAUGAGCGAAAAUAGAAUCAACGCAGAGACACUCCAAGACGGGUUUAAAAUGCCACAGGAGUUCCUCCAAGAACUUCUUCUUGACGCGGAACCAAUCAAUGACCCUCUGCUCAUGGUCAUUGCUUCCAAAUUCCCAGGUCUUGUCAAAGUUGAUUUGCGAAAGAGCUCUGUGACGUCCACCGGACUUGAUGUGCUCCACAAUUUGACUUAUUUAAGGUACGUUGAUCUGUCAUAUACAGCAGUGGACGAUAAUGCCUUUGAGUAUCUUCAGAAUCUCGCAUUCAUGGAGAAUUUGGUGAUGGAGAAGUGUUUAAAAGUCACUGGAUUUGGGGCAAGCAAACUCACUAAAGUGCCAGGGCUUCGUGUGCUCAAUAUGAAUGGGUGCAAAAAGGUCGACAUUUCUGGUGUCAAAGAAAUGAGUGAAUUGUCUGUUCAAACGUUGCGACUUUCAGGGUGUGAGUUGAUAGGAGAUGAGGUAUGGAAUUUCCUGAGCCAGAUGGAAGAAUUGAAGCGUGUUGAUUUGAGUGGGACGCCUGUUGGGGAUCACGGCAUCCAACAAAUUCAAAAGGCCAAAUGGUUAGAGGUGAUUUACUUAUCGAAAACAAAGGUGACUGAUGAAGGCGUUUCUGAACUUUUGAAGUGUCGCUUAUUAAGGAAAAUAGAUGUGAGAGGAUGUAAUGUGGUUAAACAAUAUAAGACUGCUUGUGUGAUAAUGACGUCGGAACUAGAACAACUUAAAAAACCCGUUUCCAAGAAGAGUAAGAAAGAAAAAGUCCAAAAAGAGGAGAAGAUGGAAAAAAUUGAGAAAAUUGAGAAGUAA